Coniosporium apollinis CBS 100218 is the source of this 612-nucleotide messenger RNA. RefSeq lists its product as uncharacterized. Gene Ontology annotation, cellular component: RNA polymerase II transcription regulator complex. NCBI's taxonomy places the organism in Eukaryota, Fungi, Ascomycota, Dothideomycetes. Gene Ontology annotation, molecular function: transcription cis-regulatory region binding; DNA-binding transcription activator activity, RNA polymerase II-specific. The transcript has 3 exons. Bases 1 to 612 code for a protein of 203 amino acids. The record is from RefSeq and is a predicted model, not a curated record.
AUGGAGUACUUACCGUCCGAGCAUUGGCUAUCGGAAGAGGAUGACUUCACCGGCAGCAUCCACCUGUUCGAUCUCAGACUGAAUUGCUCCACCAUUUCAAGACCAAGUGUAUCACCGGAUGAAAUGCACUCGGACCCGUUCUUCACACCGACCUGUCCGGGAUGGUACAACUACACACCAUCUCCACCGAACCACUCAUACCACAUGUCCGCACCAUCUGGCAGCUUCGACUUUGCAAACGACAGUCGAUUCUGCACUUCCCGGCCACCGUUAACGAAUCUAGCCUUUCCUCCAGCUGAAAGAAUGGAGUUAGCAAACGGAGUAGGCAAAAUCAGUCGCCGCCGCGCUCAAAACCGUGCCGCGCAACGAGCGUUCCGCGAGCGCAAGGAGAGAAGAACCAAAGAUGUCGAGAUCCAGCUCGCGACGCUGAAGGAGGAGUAUCGGUCACUGGAGUGCUCGCAUGCACAACUUUCCGCGUCCUACGAGAAGAUGCGGAAGGCGAUGGAGGUGCUGACCAGGGGUGGCGGUGAGAAGUUGAUGGAUGAUGCGAAUACUGUGAGGGACCUGCUAGGUGUUUUGUGUGGAGAAUUUGAGAUCAAGGAGGAGAAGUAA